AUGUCUUCCCCAACCUCUGCCAACCCGGCAGAGGUGCCCCGCGAUGCUGUCGGCGGUCCGCAGAGAGAAGCGAGGUUUACUGAGGAUAUCCAGGGUCAGCAUGGUUCUUAUCAGCCCGAGAUUGGGGAAGCCGAGGCCCCUGCACGUCAUUCUGCACUGAGAAAGAAGGAUUCCGUGAGUCGAAAAUUUUCUGUUGAGCCCACUUGUUCCAAAGAGUCGGGAAUGAACUGUGCUCACAAUUCAGGGGGACAGAUGGAGAGCCCGAAUUCCAUCUUUUACAGUCCGAUCCCGACCCAUGGGAAUCCCACCGAGGUUUUGGCUGAUAGAUUCGCGGGUACGUAUACCUCUUUGCCCCCCCCCCCCCUGUUUCUGGUUGGUAAGUUUGUGGGCCAAUUUCACCAUCUGACCAUCUGGGCGUCCAGCUUGGAGAAGGGUCUUGAAGGACUUCAUCACCUACUUCCGCGAGGUCCAGACAUCGUACGAGAACCGUGCCAAGGGGAUCAACAGGAUUGGCCAGACCUUGAACGCUGCCGUGCACCCACCAGAGUUUGCACGUUCCGGAGGUAUCCUGGAAACGACUAACGUGCUUCGCGAGUUCCAAAGGGAGUCGUAUGUUUAUGCGGAGGAUGCCGCUAGGGUCCAAGCUCGGAUCGUCAAUGACCUGACGGCAUUGAGGAGGGAUCUCGGUGACAAGAUAAAGGAGAUCAAGGGCUUGUCUGGCGAUUUUAAGAGUUCGGUUGAGAGGGAGAAGGAGGCUACUCGCAAGGAGAUUGUUAAGCUCACCGAUGCGCUCACAGCGAUUGAUUCCAAUCCCCAGGGUGCUGCCGGGAAGUGUGACCCUUAUCUUAUCAGGCUAGGUUUGGAGAAGCAGCUGAAGCGUCAGAUCGAUGAGGAGAAUUAUCUUCACAAGGUUAGUUGCCGCUUUGUGCAUGUAUUGCUAUUUGUGUCCCCUGUCUGAUUGCCCUAGGCGUAUCGCAAUAUUGAGAAUAGCGGGCGCGAAUUGGAGAGUAUUGUGGUUGCAGAAGUCCACAGAGCCUUUGAUAUGUAUAUCAAGGUCAUCAGGCGGGAGGGUGAGGGAUUCCUGGAUCUUGCGCAGAGGCUUGACACCACUACAAUAAAGGCUCCUAGAGAUUACGAGUGGUGGUCCUUUAUCGAGCGUGAUCCGAACAUGGUCCACCCUUCUGUGCCUCUUAGGUCUGUUCAGGAUAUUGAGUACCCCGGAUAUAGGCAUCCGGCUGCCACAGAGCUGCUUGCCGGCUUGAUGGAAAGGAAAUCAAAGUACCUCAAGUCUUACACUCCUGGAUGGUAUUUUCCCGGCGCUGCUCUUGUUUGUUUACACUUUCACCCUGCUAAAAUAUCCUAGGUAUGUGUUGUCGCCAACACAUUUGCAUGAAUUGUGAGUUUUGAAGGAAACAUUUUACCCUGUGCCACGAGCUGACCUUCUUUUAGCAAAACUUCGGAGCGAGCCACUGAUUCUGCCCCCGUGAUGUCACUGUACCUCCUAGAGUCUUCGCUCGGCAAGCAUUCGGAGCCGGGUGCAGACUCGCAAAAGUUCAUACUGAGGGCUCGCCAGACCGGUGUUCUUCAUAGGUAAUUCCGGUUGUGCGCUGUUUUCUCUCCACUUCUAAUUGCAUUUAUAGGGACCAUAGCUGGGUAUUUAGGGCGGGGUCUUAUGAGGUGAUGUUUCAGUGGUAUGAGAAUAUCAAGAAGCUCACUGAAGUUUCUGACGAGGAGCGCAAUGAUUAUGUUGCUGGGGCUGUUCAUCGCCGGACAGAGUCAACGACCGAGGAACCUGAGGCCGAAGCUGUAGCUGAUGACUGGGAGAAUGAUGAGGCAGACCAAGUUCCUUAUUCAGCGGAAGCAAGUGCUCUUGGGGAUGGUCCCCUUGAGCCACCGAAACCCGUUCGGCCUGAAGGAGGAAGAUUCCCAAGCGAUAUCAAUGUUAAUCGUGGCCUCGCGGGGACUGAGGGAGCAACUGCUGAGGGAGACUCUAGUGGGUCGUUAAUAGCGGCUGCUGGGGCUAUUUCAGGAGGUGGCUGCGGUCGCCCGGAAGAGGGCUAUAUAGGACCUGCUGGGCAGAGACCGCGAAGUGACAGUCAUUCUUCUACCUGGUCAUAUGAUGACAAGGUAAGAAGCUACCUGCUUUACUCGAUUGCCCGAAAUAUUUACUCACCAAUGAGGAAAAAAAGCACCCUGCCCAUUCGACUCUGGAUGAUGAUGAUGAUUUCCUCCCAGUUGGAGCCGAUGUGCCCCCCGCGGUGGAGAGACGCAUGUCUGUCAAACAUGACUAUUCCCGUGAGCAUGAGCCCCGUGAUAGUGGUGCUUCGGCCCGCAAGGGCCCUCCAUCCCGCAAGCCUACCGCGAGCUACGGGUGCGACCCCGUAACCGGCCAGCCGGAUACCGGGAUGGGUUCACCUUCGCAACAACUCGCGAACAUCGAUUGGGCGCACAUACUCGCGGUCUCUGAAAGCAAGCAUGCUGCCCCCGACGCUGCCUCGCCGACGCUCUCGAGAAAAACCCCCUCCCGAAAGCCCACAGCCAGCUAUGGCAUUGAUCCCGUCACGGGGCACCCAGAGCAUGGUCACCAUCAUCAUCUUGAUGACUCGCACCAUCCUUAUCCUAUAUCUGAGAAUCAGCCCAUUAGGACAGAGGUCAGUUCUUCCGUUAAAGAUCCUGGCAGUCAACUCACUACUGAGAGGCCGGGAACCAUUAGAACUGAAUCGAAGACCACGAUCAGCGAUCUCCACGUCCCCGGCGAGUAUCCCAAGCCUAGUUAGGUUUUGCGCCCAACUUGGCAACUCUUUUUUUCUUUUUCUUUUCCUUUUGCUCAACAUUUGGUUCUCUCAUGUCACACCAGAUUCCUGUCCCUGUUCUUGUUUUCCCAUGUAACCAAAAUUCAUGAGGCGGUCUACGCUGUCUCACGUGGCAUGCCAUUGAUUGGGGUGAAGUGGCGGCACUGGUAAACUGUUUUGGGCUUUCGUCUGAUUGUUCACUUUGGCUUCCCCAAGCCAUACCUCGAAUUAUUAUUGAUUUCUAAUAUAAACGAGUGAUAUACUAUGACUAAUGAACCACA
Molecule: messenger RNA, 3073 nt
Organism: Tuber aestivum (summer truffle)
Lineage: Eukaryota; Fungi; Ascomycota; Pezizomycetes; Pezizales; Tuberaceae
Source: the annotation of a GenBank genome assembly